AUGCAACUUUCAUCAGUUUCACGAAAUUUUUGUUCCAGGAAUCUUGCAUGUAAUGUGAAGCUCAUCAAGCUAUCGUUGACACUGUAUGAUGCGCCAUCACCUAUCACAUGUUUCGAUUUUCGUGUACUUUCACACUUUUUGGCGUGCUUAGUAUCGAUUUCGAAAUUCACAUUUGCAGGAAAAUGGCAUUUAAAACUGACAGAUAUGACUAUACGAGCUCAGGGUUGGUUCAGUCCAUCGGAAAUUAGACCCUUGCGGGCUAGUACUUUUAUCUUCUAUGUUAGAACAAUACUGGAAUGGGGCGUACAAAUUCAUACAUUGGAAUUGAUCGAUGGAUUGAAAGUUCCACCUUAUGUGAUUGGUGGGACGCAGAAGCGACGUUUUUUGUACAUGCAUCAUGAAUACAAAGAAUGUGAAAAACUGGUCAUACACUAUGAUAUCGGAAUCGUAACACCGCAUUAUCUACAUAAUAAAAUAAAGCAUGAUCAGUUACAGCUGGUGCAAAUAGAAGAAUCUCAUGUUAUUUACAAAGAUGAUUUCUUGAAAUAUCUUUGGUCAGCAUCAAACAUCAAAAGUGUUCAUAUUGUCGUGCCCCAUCACGGGGCGAAACGACGAAAUACAUGCAGACCUGUUUGCUAUGGACGUGUUGAAUUCGCUUGUUUCGUGGAAGGUGGAUGGUUAUCAUUUUUAAAGCAUCUGCGUCAUGCAUCACUCGUUUUUAUAUAA
Molecule: messenger RNA, 726 nt
Organism: Thelazia callipaeda (thelaziosis nematode)
Lineage: Eukaryota; Metazoa; Nematoda; Chromadorea; Rhabditida; Thelaziidae
Source: the annotation of a GenBank genome assembly